AUGCAUUCACAUCAUUCACACUCAGGUGAUUAUGUGGCCCACGGGGCCGAUCCAUUGGAGGAUAUAGUCGAUAGAGCCAAGCAAUUGGGAUUUGAUACGUACUGCUUAACAGAACAUAUGCCACGGUUUGACAAAAAGUACUUGUAUCCAGAAGAAAUAGAAGGAGUCGGAAACGAGAAAGCUAUUGAUCAAUUGAAGCAGAACUUUUCAAGAUUUCUUGGCCAUGCUAAACAGAUAAAAACCCGUGAGAAAGAUAACAUUAACAUUGUUAUUGGUACUGAAAUUGAAUGUUGCGACAUUGAUCACAUUGAAUAUGCUCGCACUAUAAUAAAAGAAAACCGUGAUACCAUCAAAUUCACCGUUGGAUCGAUACAUCAUAUCAAUGAGAUACCAAUUGAUUUUGACCAGCUCUCUUGGAACAGAUGUUUAGCUUCCUUCAAUAAUAAUUUGAAAGAUAUGCUGAUUUCUUACUAUGAAUUACAAUUCGAGAUGUUACAAAGAGUUCAACCAUUGGUUGUGGGUCACUUUGAUCUAUAUAAAUUAUAUUUACCGAGGAAUACACGAGUGGAUCCAUUGUCAGGCGUGGUAUGUGAAAACGAGAAUUCUGUUGUAGUUUCAGAAUUUUCUUUGAUUGAAAUGUGGGAAACAGUUCGCAAUUUAGUCAUAAGAAACUUGAAAUACAUCAAACUAUAUGGUGGUACCGUAGAAAUAAACAGUUCGGGCUUACGCAAAAAGUUGAAGGAGCCUUAUCCCGGCAGUGAUAUCUGCCAGUUAGUUAAGAAAUUUUGCGAUGGCAGGUUUGUAUUGAGUGAUGACUCACAUGCUGUAGCUCAUGUUGCUGUUUGCUAUUUACAAUUGCGUGAGUAUAUUGUAGAUGUAUUGCAAUUGCAAAAUGUCUACUACAUAUCCCAAGAAGACCCAGAGGACACUGUUACUGUAAAAUCGAUGAGCAUCGAUGAAUUCAAAAACCAUAAAUUCUGGAAUAAUUCAAUGUUAUCCCGAUGCGAAUAA
Messenger RNA from Kazachstania africana CBS 2517, 1011 nucleotides. It is a transcript of the gene HIS2, whose product is annotated as histidinol-phosphatase. The transcript has a single exon. Gene Ontology annotation, molecular function: histidinol-phosphatase activity. Bases 1 to 1011 code for a protein of 336 amino acids. Gene Ontology annotation, cellular component: cytoplasm. The record is from RefSeq and is a predicted model, not a curated record. Gene Ontology annotation, biological process: L-histidine biosynthetic process. NCBI's taxonomy places the organism in Eukaryota, Fungi, Ascomycota, Saccharomycetes, Saccharomycetales, Saccharomycetaceae.